UGGGGGAGGAGAGAGAGGAGCAGCGGAGACAGGCAGAGCGCGCGGCAGGAUCUGGACCCACCUGGACUCUACGGCCAGGCUGAGGUGGAGCGAGGAGGUUCGGACCAAACCGGGCCGGGCCGGGCCGACCCCAGGCUGAGGAACAUCAACGCCCCAACAGCGCCGCUUCUUGUCGCUUCCCCUGGGUCCGGUCCGGCGGCCGGCGCUGCGUUUCCGUGGCGAUGUUCCGGCGCAGGAAGAAGAAGCACCGGCUGGAGAUCUCGGCGCCGCUGGACUUCCAGCACCGCGUCCACACGUCCUUCGACGUCUCGACGGGACGCUACGUGGGUCUGCCGGCACAGUGGCAGAGCGUCAUCGACACGCUGAAGAGGCCACGCCCCCUGGUGGACCCGUCCAGGAUCACCAACAUCGAUCUGGAACCCAGAAAGCAGACGAUCGUUCGCGGCAGCUUCAUCGGCCAUGGCGACUACAUCAGUCAUGUGAUCUCUGAGAUGAGCCGCGUUUCCGUCACCAGCUCCAACUCGCUGCGCCGCACCAGCCCGUCGGCACGGAAACGCGCCCAGUCGAUGGGCCGGCUGGGAGACGUGGCGGAGGACGAGUCGUACCACUACCUGGAGAUCAGCCGGCGGAGCAGCAGCGUGAAGGCCGGCGGGGGCGCCACCUACUGGCAGGACCGCAUCCGGCAGGUGCGCAGCGAGAGCGGCAGCCCCAGGGCGAACAGGAACCUGCUGAGAACCAAAUCCAGCAGCCAGGUGAGCUCUGUAUCUGAGGCCGCUCCGCUCAGCCCCACGUCGCCUCAGAGGACGACCUACACGCCAGAACCCAGAGUCCGCAACGGCGGCAUCGGGCUGAAGCAGAGGCCGACCUCCUACCACCAGGCGGCAGAGACCGGGAGGCCUCAGCCGAGACCCAGAGCCGGAGCCAAUCACCUGCCGGACCUGCUGUCGUCUUCCACAGAAACCCCCAGGAGGCCGCAUUCGACCUAUGACCUCAAGCCGCCAUCUUCCCGCCCUCGGCUGCCUCCCCCCAACAGCGCCAGCAGUCCCGUCAUCACUGGCAGAGUGCUGCCCCAACCUUCAGCCCGCUCCUCCACAGGGGUCGAUGUUUCUACCAAACGCGCCUCAACGCCGCGCCAGUUGAGCCCCGUGCAGCCGAGCCGCCCCCCUUCCUCCACCCCUCCUGCCGCCCCGGACAGAGCGACCCAGAAGGUGACCCACGAGCAGUUCAAGGCGGCGCUGGAGAUGGUGGUGGACCCGGGCGAUCCCAGGGUGACUCUGGAGAACUUUGUGAAGAUCGGGGAGGGCUCCACCGGCGUGGUGUGCAUCGCCCGGGAACGGCACAGCGGGCGCCAGGUGGCGGUGAAGAUGAUGGACGUGAGGAAGCAGCAGCGCAGGGAGCUUCUCUUUAACGAGGUGGUCAUCAUGAUGGACUACCAGCACCCCAACGUGGUGCAGAUGUUCCGCAGCGCGCUGGUGGAGGAUGAGCUGUGGGUCAUCAUGGAGUACCUGCAGGGCGGCGCUCUCACACACAUCAUCAGUGAAACCAGGCUGAACGAGGAGCAGAUAGCGACGGUGUGUGAGGGCGUCCUGCAGGCGCUGUCCUACCUCCACUCUCAGGGCGUCAUCCACCGAGACAUCAAGAGCGACUCUAUCCUGCUCACACUGGAUGGCAGGAUAAAAUUGUCCGACUUCGGUUUCUGCGCUCAGAUCAACACUGACGUCCCAAAGAGGAAAUCUCUGGUUGGGACUCCGUAUUGGAUGGCUCCAGAGGUGAUCUCCAAAACGCCGUAUGGCACAGAGGUGGACAUUUGGUCCCUGGGCAUCAUGGUGGUGGAGAUGGUGGACGGUGAGCCUCCAUACUUCAACGAAACACCAAUCAGUGCCAUGAAGAAACUGAGAGAUGAAGCGCCACCAAGUGUCAAGAACAUGCAAAGGGUUUCUCCGGUGCUGAAGGACUUCCUGGGCUGCAUGCUGACACGUGACACACUGCAGCGGAGUGGCGCUGCCGCCCUGCUGCAGCAUCCCUUCAUGCUGCAGGCUGCUGCGCCGCGCUGCCUAGUGCCGCUGGUGGAGCAGCACCGCAAACGCAUGUCGCUCUGCUGACCCUCACCUGGAGCCACAGACUGGAGGAUCCUCAGGUGGAUCUGAGACUCACCUGGGAUCACACCUGAUGCUUCAGGAUUUACAUAAUACACCUGAGAUCACAUUAAAGACUAACCUCAGGAUUCACCGGGAGCUUCAAAAGGACCACAUAUUUUCUUUCUACUUUUAUUUUGGUUUUUAUUUUUUAUUGUAUUUUUAUAGAGAUGUUGAGGAACCUUUUCAGUGUUUCAGGCAGGAAAUGGAAGGGAGGCGACAUGCAGCGACGGUCCAGAGGUCAGGGGUCAAUCUCCAGAUUACUACAUCCAGGAUAAAUAUCUUCUGAACUCAUGGCUGUUGCAUCUGAUUUUAUUUUUUAUAAACUUCAACCUGAAUUUGAGCUUUUGAAACAUUUCAUGUUUUUUCUAAUUUUAGCUCUAAUUAUAAAAUUUACAUUAUCAGUUAAAAUAAAAACAAUUCCAAACAAAUUGGAAUAAAAUAAAUCAGACUUUUACUCUGAUUUCAGAUCAAAUCACAUUUCAUGUUGAUCUAAUUAACAAACAGCUGAGAGAUUAAACAAUAAGUUCUCCUAUCAUCAGAAAUAUUUCAGUUUAUUUGUAAUUAGAUUGAAUUAUUGUUAAUAUUUGCACUUAUUCACAUUUUGAUGUUUGUGAGUUUUUUUUAAAUAAGCGAAAUGUUGAAUAAAUAUCAGUGUUCUUCUGUCAGAUUGUCAAUU
Molecule: messenger RNA, 2814 nt
Organism: Gambusia affinis (western mosquitofish)
Lineage: Eukaryota; Metazoa; Chordata; Actinopteri; Cyprinodontiformes; Poeciliidae
Gene: pak6b
Product: p21 protein (Cdc42/Rac)-activated kinase 6b
Exons: 10
Coding region: 222-2102 (626 amino acids)
Biological process (GO): regulation of MAPK cascade; protein phosphorylation; intracellular signal transduction
Cellular component (GO): cytoplasm
Molecular function (GO): protein serine/threonine kinase activity; ATP binding
Source: RefSeq, a predicted model, not a curated record